CCGCCGCCGCCGCGGGUCCUGCGCCGCGCGUCCAGCCCGCCCGCCCCGACCCGGCCCGACCCGGCCGGCCCCGCCCGACCCGGCCCCGGGGAGGGAUGCGGCGGCGGCGCGGCGCCCAGGAUGCCCCGCAGCCCCGGGACGCGCCUCAAACCCGCCAAGUACAUCCCGGUGGCCACGGCCGCCGCGCUGCUGGUCGGCUCCAGCACCCUGUUCUUCGUGUUCACGUGCCCAUGGCUGACCCGAGCUGUGUCCCCGGCCGUCCCCGUCUACAAUGGCAUCAUCUUCCUCUUUGUGCUGGCCAACUUCAGCAUGGCCACCUUCAUGGACCCUGGCGUCUUCCCCCGAGCGGAUGAGGACGAGGACAAGGAGGAUGAUUUCCGGGCCCCACUCUACAAGAACGUGGAUGUCCGUGGCAUCCAGGUCCGCCUCAAGUGGUGUGCCACGUGCCACUUCUACCGCCCUCCUCGCUGCUCCCACUGCAGCGUCUGUGACAACUGUGUGGAGGACUUUGAUCACCACUGCCCAUGGGUCAAUAACUGCAUCGGGCGGCGCAACUACCGCUACUUCUUCCUGUUCCUGCUGUCGCUGAGUGCACACAUGGUGGGCGUGGUGGCCUUCGGCCUUCUCUACGUGCUGAACCAUGCCGAGGGGCUGGGUGCCGCCCACACCACCAUCACCAUGGCGGUCAUGUGCGUGGCUGGCCUCUUCUUCAUCCCGGUCAUCGGCCUCACAGGCUUCCACGUGGUGCUGGUCACGCGGGGGCGCACCACCAACGAGCAGGUAACGGGCAAGUUCCGUGGAGGCGUGAACCCCUUCACUCGCGGCUGCUACGGGAACGUGGAACAUGUGCUGUGCAGCCCCCUGGCCCCGCGGUAUGUGGGUGAGCCACCACGGCUGCCGCUGUCCGUGAGCCUAAAGCCACCCUUCCUCCGGCCGGAACUCCUGGACCGAGCUGCACCACUCAAGGUCAAACUGAGCGACAAUGGGCUGAAAGCAGGCCUGGGCCAUAGCAAGUCCAAGGGCAGCCUGGACCGGCUGGACGAAAAGCCCCUGGACCUGGGGCCUCCACUGCCCCCUAAGAUAGAGAGCAGCGCAUUCAGUGGGGACUUGAAGACCCCGCGCCCGGCUAGUGCUGAGAGUGCUCUGUCGGCUCAGAGGACCAGCCCACCGACGCCUGCCAUGUACAAGUUUCGACCAGGCUUUCCCACGGGUCCCAAGGCCUCCUUCUGCGGGCCUGGUGAGCAGGUCACAGGCCCGGACUCCCUGACCCUGGGGGAUGACAGCCUGGACUUCGUGUCAGAGCCCAGUCUGGACCUGCCGGACUACGGACCGGGUGGCGGGGGCGGCUUGCACACAGCUUACCCACCGUCUCCGCCACUCAGCGCUACCGACGCCUUCUCGGGCGCGCUGCGCUCUCUGAGCCUCAAGGCGGGGAGCCGGAGGGGCGGGGACCAUGUGGCCCUGCAGCCCCUGCGCUCGGAAGGUGCCAACCCCGCCCCCCACCGAAGCCUCUUCGCUGCACACGCGCUGCCCAACCGCAACGGCAGCCUUUCCUACGACAGCCUGCUGAACCCAGGCUCGCCAGGUGGCCACGCGUGCCCAGCCCACCCGUCGGUGGGCGGCGGCGGUGGCAUGACCAGCUACCGCUCACCCUACCUGCACCCAGGGCCCCUGGGCGACCCCCCGCGGCCUCCGCCCCGCAGCUUCAGCCCAGUGCUGGGCCCGCGGCCGCCGCGGGAGCCAUCACCAGUGCGCUAUGACAACCUGUCGCGGACCAUCAUGGCCUCCAUCCAGGAGCGCAAGGACCGGGAGGAGCGGGAGCGGCUGCUGCGCUCUCAGGCCGACUCGCUCUUUGGCGGCGACUCCGGUGUCUACGACGCGCCCAGCUCCUACAGCCUGCAGCAGGCCAGCGUGCUGUCAGAGGGCGCCCGAGGUGCGGUGCUGCGCUACGGCUCCAGAGACGACCUCGUGGGGGCCGGGCCGGGCUUCGGCGGCGGCGGCGCGCGCAAUCCCGCCCUGCAGACGUCGCUGUCCUCGCUGUCCAGCGCCGUGAGCCGGGCACCGAGGACAUCCUCGUCUUCCCUGCAAGCUGACCAAGCCAACAGCAGCAGCAGCAGCAGCGGCCCUGGGCCCCGGCCGGGCAGUGGCUCACAUAGGUCGCCAGCCCGCCAGGUCCUGCCCUCCCCACCUGGCACCCCUCGCUCCCCUUCCUAUGCAGGCUCCAAAGCUGUCGCCUUCAUCCACCCGGACCCCCCGGAGCCGCCACCCUCGCUGGCUGUGCAGAGGGACCACCCUCAGUUGAAGACCCCCCCAAGUAAGCUUAAUGGGCAGUCCCCGGGCUUGGCCCGGCUGGGGCCCUCGUCCGUCAGCCCUGCCCGGCACACGCUGGUUAAGAAGGUGUCCGGCGUAGGGGGGACCACGUAUGAGAUCUCGGUGUGACGCCCAGCUGUGCCAUCCAUCCAUCCAUCCAUCCGCCGUGUUGCCGCGGGGGACCAGGACCCCGCAGUGGCCCUGACCCCAGCUCCGCCCUUGGGAGAGGAGGCCAUCCAGCUUGGGGUCAGCAGGAGGGAGGUCUGUGCCUCCAGACCCGGUCCCCUUCUGCUUGUCUGCCCACUCACCAACUCCCCCGUGGGAGGCUGGCUGGGGGCUGUCUGCCUGUGCGUCCUGACCCUUGGCCAGGCUCAGCCCCAACUUCCUGUCCCUCACUGGUCCUACCUGCUCCCUAGAGAGGCCGCCCCGGGGCCCACCCUAGACAGACAUGCCCCAGGCCCGCCCUCCUGGCUGCUGCUUCUAACGCGUUGCCUUUCCCGGACCCUGCUUGUGGCUUGGCCAGGCGGUUGCUUCUGCAGGAAGGUCCACCCCUAGAUCCAUGAAUCCGACAGACAGACCAGCUGUGGUGGGGCUCCCGGCUAUGUGUGUCCUGUCUUGCCCUGCCAGUGGGCCUGCGCCCCCCGUAUGCGUGCGUGUGCGUGCUGUGCCAUGUCCCAGCUCGGACUACCGCUGUCCCUUUCAUCAAAGCCUUAACCUCUUGCUUUAUGCUCUUGUGGGAGGUGACGGAGGCCUGGGGUAGGGUGCAGGCAGAAUGAAAGCCAGCUGGCACAGGGUGGUGCCACAACAGGGAUCCCCUCUCCCC
Messenger RNA from Ochotona princeps (American pika), 3133 nucleotides. RefSeq names its product zinc finger DHHC-type palmitoyltransferase 8 (gene ZDHHC8). Gene Ontology annotation, molecular function: palmitoyltransferase activity. Gene Ontology annotation, biological process: protein palmitoylation. The coding region runs from base 121 to 2439 and encodes 772 amino acids. Lineage: Eukaryota; Metazoa; Chordata; Mammalia; Lagomorpha; Ochotonidae. The record is from RefSeq and is a predicted model, not a curated record. The transcript has 11 exons.